AAGCCAUUGUAAAUUACGGCUCAAGGAGGCAGGCUAGAGGUUAAUGAUCUGUCCCUGUCACGGGACUCGCGACUUGGAGGGAAAAAGUUGGUUUUGGACACUCCCGAAUGUUCGUCUUUGCCUGGCUCCAACGCGGCUGGAAAAUAACGCUAUGAGCUCAACUCGCAACAGUAUGUUCCAAAGUGUUUUCACCCAUUAUAUAACACCCUUGAUGCUCUUUAACAUGAGUUUGAUUACUAACACCUGUUGUUUGUUCGUUCUUCUAGUUACCCUAUAUUGAGAUCAGCCGACGUCGGUUUUUAUUUGGUGAUUUGGGACCGUUUCAGCAUAACUCUGAAAAUCCGGAGGCCCUAGAGGAGAAGAGAAAAGAAAAUGUCAACUUGUCUUACUGCUCCCAGACGGUCGUUCCAGGCCCUGCCAUUUCUAUUUCCAUCUUCGUGUGAGGCUAUCACGUUGCAAGCGCGCCGUCACCAGUCCUCUUAUAGACGGACGAAACAACGCCUACGUGUCAAACCAGAUGCUUCAUUUGGUGCUUCGUCGACCCAUUCUCAUGAUCAUAUCAUCCACAACCCACCUUCGAGCGCCCCCUCGGUAUACCACACGCCGACAAAGUUUCUCCCUUCCGAUGAUAUCCGGAGAACCCUCCGUGGCGCUACAGUGAACCAUGGAAGUUCCGCUGAGUUCCCUUCCGUAUUCAAAACAUCUUCAGAGAAGAGAUACCAUUUGAAUCCUUCAGACAUCAAGGAGAUCCGCAGACUGCGACUAAGCGACCCGAUGACUUGGAGCCGCUGGAAAUUGGCUAAGCACUUUGACUGUUCUCCGAUGUUCAUUGCUAUGGUGUGUGAAGCUGGUCCACAAAAGAAAGAAAUACAGAAACAAGUCCUGGAAGCGGUACAAUCAAGAUGGGGCGCGAAACGUCGGAUGGCUAGAGAAGACCGACAAUUGCGGAAAGAAUCCUGGGGUAGAGACGAAUGAAAAAGGAUUUUGAUAUUAUCUCACUACCCAUUAUCUUUUGUCCCCGUUUGGUCGUGUGAAGAAGGCCAAAUGUGUUGAUGCUUGCUGUGUUUCUUGCCCAUGACCUAUGGUAAGAUCUGGGCUGCUAUAUAAAAACCUGUAUUCUAGCUCUAGCGUUAUGUUUUUGGACUCUCAUUGUAACUAUGAUUAGGACCUCAUUGGACUCUAGUAGGUUUUUGUUUAGAAUUGCCUAAUGCAAUGGAACCCUGGAGAUAGUGCACGAUCGCUUAGCUGCGGCAAACGGAGGUCGCUUGUUACCAACCACUAAUAAGAGUGAACCUAGACCCUU
This is a messenger RNA of Aspergillus alliaceus, 1303 nucleotides long. RefSeq names its product mitochondrial 54S ribosomal protein mL58. Bases 373 to 975 code for a protein of 200 amino acids. The record is from RefSeq and is a predicted model, not a curated record. Lineage: Eukaryota; Fungi; Ascomycota; Eurotiomycetes; Eurotiales; Aspergillaceae. Gene Ontology annotation, cellular component: mitochondrial large ribosomal subunit. The transcript has a single exon. Gene Ontology annotation, molecular function: structural constituent of ribosome.